GGCUGGCGGCGGCGUUUCCUGGUGACAGCCGGGCGCCGGGCUAUGGGCAGCCAGGAGGUGCUGGGCCAGGCGGCCCGGCUGGCCUCCUCGGGUCUCCUCCUGCAGGUGUUGUUUCGAUUGAUCACCUUUGCCUUGAAUGCAUUUAUUCUUCGCUUUCUGUCCAAGGAAAUCGUUGGCAUAGUGAACGUAAGGCUAACGCUGCUUUACUCGACCACCAUCUUCCUGGCCAGAGAGGCCUUCCGGAGAGCGUGUCUGAGUGGGAGCACCCAGCGAGACUGGGGCCAGACCAUCAACCUCCUGUGGCUGACAGUCCCUCUGGGUGUGUUUUGGUCCUUGUUCCUGGGCUGGGUCUGGUUACGGUUGCUUGAAGUGCCUGAUCCUAACGUCGUCCCCCACUAUGGAACUGGAGUGGUGUUGUUUGGUCUCUCGGCUGUGGUGGAACUUCUGGGAGAGCCCUUCUGGGUCUUGGCACAAGCACACAUGUUUGUCAAGCUCAAGGUGAUUGCUGAGAGCCUGUCGGUAAUCCUCAAGAGUGUACUGACAGCUUUUCUCGUGCUGUGGGUGCCUCACUGGGGACUGUACAUCUUCUCUUUGGCCCAGGUUUUCUAUACUACAGUUCUGGUGCUCUGCUAUGUUACUUAUUUCAAAAAGUUACUGGGUUUCCCAAAAUCAACCAAGCAACAAACUCUUCCUGUCUCCAGAAUGACAGAUCUGCUACCCAGUAUUCUGAGAAGUAGAGCUUUUGUAAAUUGGACAGAGGCUAAAUUGACUUGGAGUUUUUUCAAACAGUCUUUCUUGAAACAGAUUUUGACAGAAGGGGAGCGAUAUGUGAUGACAUUUUUGAAUGUGUUAAAUUUUGGCGAUCAGGGUGUAUAUGAUAUAGUGAAUAAUCUUGGCUCCCUUGUGGCCAGAUUAAUUUUCCAGCCAAUAGAGGAGAGUUUUUAUGUAUUCUUUGCGAAGGUGCUGGAGAGAGAAAAGGAUGCCACACUUCAGAAGCAGGAGGAUGUUGCUGUGGCCGCCACGGUUUUGGAGUCCCUGCUCAAGCUGGCCCUGCUGACCGGCCUGACCAUCACCGUUUUUGGCUUUGCCUACUCUCAGCUGGCCUUGGAUAUCUAUGGAGGGGCCAUGCUUAGCUCAGGAUCAGGUCCUGUUUUGCUGCGAACUUACUCUCUCUACGUUCUCUUGCUUGCCAUCAAUGGAGUAACCGAGUGUUUCACAUUUGCUGCCAUGAGCAAAGAACAGGUCGACAGGUACAACCUCACAAUGCUGGCCCUGUCAUCUUCAUUCCUGGUGCUGUCCUACCUCCUGACCCGUUGGUGUGGCAGUGUGGGCUUCAUCUUGGCCAACUGCUUUAACAUGGGCAUUCGGAUCACACAGAGCCUUUGGUUCAUACACCGCUACUACCGUGAGAGCCCCCACAGGCCCCUGGCGGGCCUGCAGCUGUCGCCGGUCCUCCUGGGAGCGUUUGCCCUCAGUGGUGGGAUUACUGGUGUGUCAGAGGCGUUCCUCUGCUGUGAGCAGGGCUGGCUGGCCCGGCUGGCGCACGUGGCGGUGGGGGCCUUCUGUCUGGGAGCGACUCUCGGGACAGCGUUCCUCACCGAGACCAAGCUGAUCCACUUUCUUAGGACUCAGUUAGGUGCAUCCAGACUUGCUGACAAAAUGAGGUGACCUGAGGGAUUCACUGACACCUGUGCACCUGAGCCAGCUGUGGGCAGAGCACGUUUCCUGGGCAGAAGGGCCCUGCAAAGAGGCCUGCAGGGUGAGGCCCACCCAGGCCCGUGAGGUGUUGGAGAGAACCGCCCAACCAACAUGGACUGUCCAUCCGAAGUCUUCCUCAGGAAGCAGGAGUUCCAUGUUUACGGGAAGGCCAAAAGCUCUUUUAAAAUAAAUACAAUUAUUUUUUCCACCA
Myotis lucifugus (little brown bat) is the source of this 1909-nucleotide messenger RNA. It is a transcript of the gene RFT1, whose product is annotated as RFT1 homolog. The record is from RefSeq and is a predicted model, not a curated record. Lineage: Eukaryota; Metazoa; Chordata; Mammalia; Chiroptera; Vespertilionidae. Gene Ontology annotation, cellular component: endoplasmic reticulum membrane. The coding region runs from base 43 to 1668 and encodes 541 amino acids. Gene Ontology annotation, biological process: glycolipid translocation; dolichol-linked oligosaccharide biosynthetic process. The transcript has 13 exons.